GAGUUCGAAUAGAUCACCAUGAGUUUAGAAGGCAAAGUUGUUAUAGUAACCGGGGCGAGUUCUGGUAUCGGUGCUACGACGGCAGAGGCUUUUGCCAAAGAAGGUUCCAAAGUGGUGCUCGUAGGACGAAAUGAAGCGAAUUUGAAGGCUACCGAAGCGGCCUGUAAGGCUGCCAACAGCAAAGGCGAACUGCUAUUAAUCACCGCUGAUGUCACAGUUGAUGCGGAACGUAUUAUAAACACAACAAUUGACCGAUUCGGACAAUUAGAUGUUUUAAUUAAUAACGCCGGCGUAUUUAAAAGUGGCCAUAUCUUGGAUAUUGAUGUCGAACAAUUUGAUCGCAUUUUAAAUACAAACAUGCGUUCCAUUUUCAUUUUAACGAAAAUUGCCGCACCACACUUGAUCAAGACUCAGGGUAAUAUCGUGAAUGUAUCUAGUGUCUCUGGUUUGUGUUCUGUACCCAGGGCUUCUGUCUAUUGCACCUCGAAGGCAGCACUGGAUCAAUUCACUAGAUGUUGUGCCUUGGAUUUGGCGCCGCAAAAUGUGCGUGUAAACUCUGUUAAUCCCGGUGUUAUUGGUACCGAUAUUUUUCGAAGUGGCGGCUUCUCAACGGAGAAAGUUCACAGCUUUUACGAACGUGCUAGAAAUUCACAACCACUGGGCCGUCUCGGAGAACCAAUGGAAGUGGCCGAUGCAAUUAUGUUCUUAGCUAGCAAUCAAUCAAGCUUUAUAACGGGAACAACUCUGUCCGUCGACGGUGGCAUGCGCGCUUCUUAAUUGUUUAUUGAAUUUUUUUUCGUUUAUAUGUAUUUAUAAUAUUAUUUACAAAUAAAUAACAAAUUUUAUGUUUCGGCUAA
Bactrocera neohumeralis is the source of this 857-nucleotide messenger RNA. RefSeq lists its product as uncharacterized. Lineage: Eukaryota; Metazoa; Arthropoda; Insecta; Diptera; Tephritidae. The record is from RefSeq and is a predicted model, not a curated record. Bases 19 to 777 code for a protein of 252 amino acids. The transcript has a single exon.